UUUCAAGCAUAUAUAAAUACCAGCAAAUCAGAACAACCAUCAUCACCAUUCAGCAAAAUAAUCAACUCUCCUCAAACUUCUCAAUUUCAAGACUCUCUCUCUCUCUCUCUCUCUCUCUCUCUCUCUAGAUCUCCAGAAUGGAGUGUGUGGUAAAACUGGCGGCACAAAAGGCGGUAGUGAUAUUCAGCAAGAGCACGUGCUGCAUGUGCCAUGCAAUAAAGAGGCUGUUUUACGAGCAAGGAGUGAGCCCAAUGGUGUACGAGCUGGACGAGCAGAUAAACGGCAAGGAAAUGGAAAGAGCCCUUAUUAGGUUAGGCUGCACCCCAACCGUGCCAGCUGUUUUUGUCGGUGGCAAAUUCAUCGGCUCCGCAAAUGACGUUUUAACCCUCCACCUCGACGGUUCCCUCAAGAAGAAGCUCAAAGCUGCCGGAGCUCUCUGGCUCUGAUCGAUCGAUAAAUAUAUAUAUAGUACUAUCAGAUGCUUUUUUUAUCAAGCAUUUGAGUCAUGUCCUUUUCUUUUUCUCUCUCUAGAUCUCUCUCUCUCUCUCUCUUCUUUUUCUUUUUGGGUAUGUAAUAUGUAAGAAUCAGCUUUUGAUGAGCUACAAGAUAGAUCCUAACUGAGCUCACUUAUCUUUUUUGAGCAUAAUGGAAUAUAUUACAGUUUCACUAAA
Erythranthe guttata (spotted monkey flower) is the source of this 671-nucleotide messenger RNA. RefSeq names its product monothiol glutaredoxin-S10. Lineage: Eukaryota; Viridiplantae; Streptophyta; Magnoliopsida; Lamiales; Phrymaceae. The record is from RefSeq and is a predicted model, not a curated record.